CAACACAAAAUCUAUAAUCAGUCAGGUGACGAGCCCCUUGUGACAGUUCCUCAUCUCAUUCUUCGCAAAAUAAUUCACAAAAAUAUCAGUAUAAAUCCUAAAAAAUGGCCCUCCAAUCCGCUAUUAAGGGAAAGCUGAUCAGCGUCAUCGGAGAUGAGGACACCUGCGUUGGAUUCUUAUUGGGUGGUAUCGGUGAAAUCAACAAGAACAGACACCCAAACUUCAUGGUUGUCGACAAAAACACCCCCGUCAGCGAGGUAGAAGACUGCUUCAAGCGGUUCAUCAAGCGGGACGACAUCGACAUCAUCCUCAUCAACCAGAACGUCGCUGAGCUCAUCAGACACGUCAUCGACGGGCACACCGCCCCUGUACCCGCUGUGCUCGAGAUUCCAUCCAAGGACCAUCCUUAUGAUGCCAGCAAGGACUCGAUCCUGCGCCGCGCUAAGGGCAUGUUCAACCCCGAAGACCUGGUACGUUGAGUGUAACUUAUUGCAUGUUGUGUGCUGCUCGCGGCACCUGUACAUACGCUAAUGCCGACCUCAAGUUGACUCGUCAAUAACUAACUCUGCAAUUCGACAUUAAUACCGUUUAACAUUCCAACGUUUUGAAAAAGUGUCAUAAAGAAAAAUAUUCUUAAUAAAAUUACUGUGUCUCGGUUCUGGGUUCGCCGAAUGUCGGUAGCCUGGCGACCGCUUACUUAUUAGAUGAAAAAAUGUGAAAGCCUUCUAAUAAAAAUGGAAAUCUCUAUAUGUAGUCACGUUUCUAAAGGUUAUUUGUAUUGAAUAGGAAAUGCAAACCGGUUUUUAUUUGUACGAAAUUUCGGUUAUUAACCGGUUUUUUCUUCUUCAUACAAUUAAAAACCGGAUUGAAAUACCUAGUAUUGAGUGAAAUUUUUUAGUUGAUACAAGAUAUAUGGUGCUAUUUUCAACCAAAAGGGUACUUAUCGUCGGUUGUCAAUUAGACGUUAUUACCAUAAAUCUUCAAUUUGAAAUCAAUCUUAUUGACAAACGACAACGUGGUAUAUUUUAGAU
Molecule: messenger RNA, 1031 nt
Organism: Cydia strobilella
Lineage: Eukaryota; Metazoa; Arthropoda; Insecta; Lepidoptera; Tortricidae
Gene: Vha14-1
Product: V-type proton ATPase subunit F
Exons: 4
Coding region: 105-479 (124 amino acids)
Biological process (GO): proton transmembrane transport
Cellular component (GO): membrane; proton-transporting V-type ATPase, V1 domain
Molecular function (GO): proton-transporting ATPase activity, rotational mechanism
Source: RefSeq, a predicted model, not a curated record